Fundulus heteroclitus (mummichog) is the source of this 449-nucleotide messenger RNA. Its product is annotated as melanocortin-2 receptor accessory protein. Gene Ontology annotation, cellular component: plasma membrane; endoplasmic reticulum. Gene Ontology annotation, biological process: regulation of adenylate cyclase-activating G protein-coupled receptor signaling pathway; protein localization to plasma membrane. Gene Ontology annotation, molecular function: corticotropin hormone receptor binding; type 5 melanocortin receptor binding; type 4 melanocortin receptor binding. The record is from RefSeq and is a predicted model, not a curated record. The transcript has 3 exons. Lineage: Eukaryota; Metazoa; Chordata; Actinopteri; Cyprinodontiformes; Fundulidae. Bases 102 to 449 code for a protein of 115 amino acids.
ACAGCAGAAGGACUAACUGAUGACCGCUUGAACUCGUGUAGGAAUAUUUGCUAGGUUGCAGGAAAAUUAACAUUUAUUUUCGGGAUUCUUCUGAUUCCACUAUGGUCGGAUCGACGUCGAUUCUUCAUUCUAGGAACAGAACAGCCGGCCAUUUGUCCAAAUAUGGCACUCUGGCUGUCCCGGGAAACUCCACCAGUGCUCCUCCAUAUGAAUGGGAAUACUACUUCGAUUAUCUUGACCCUGUGUUUGUGGAUGAGAGCCAGCUGAAAUACCAUAAAUACUCAAUUGUCAUAAUGCUGUGGGUAACUCUGGCAGCUUUUGUGGGAUUUCUCUUUCUGGUUUUGAGUCUGAUGUCCCUCAGUGUGAAGUUGCCAAAGAUACGCAAAUCCAGAGUUAAGCGACGCCACAAAAGCCUAGCUGCUUUACCACAGGCUGAUUCUGGAGGUUAG